This is a messenger RNA of Carcharodon carcharias (great white shark), 3616 nucleotides long. RefSeq names its product glutamyl-tRNA synthetase 2, mitochondrial (gene ears2). Gene Ontology annotation, biological process: glutamyl-tRNA aminoacylation. The transcript has 9 exons. The record is from RefSeq and is a predicted model, not a curated record. Bases 39 to 1649 code for a protein of 536 amino acids. Gene Ontology annotation, molecular function: ATP binding; zinc ion binding; glutamate-tRNA ligase activity. Lineage: Eukaryota; Metazoa; Chordata; Chondrichthyes; Lamniformes; Lamnidae.
AGUGGGGCCUGGGGAGGCAGCUGUUCGAAGCGAGUGUGAUGCUGCUGUCAGUUGUGCGCCGCCGGACCCGGCAGCUGCGGCUUGAGGCUGCCUCCGGCCUGGCUGUGGGGUGGAAAGCGGUAUUGAGAUCCGGCCUGUGCGGAGGGGUCGGGGCCGGGGCCGGGGCCGGGGCCGGGGCUGGGGUGAGGCUGCGGUUCGGGCCGAGUCCCACAGGCUUCCUGCACCUGGGUGGACUCCGCACAGCUCUGUAUAAUUAUAUAUUUGCCAAAAAACAUGGAGGCAGCUUUAUCCUCCGGAUUGAAGAUACGGAUCAGAGCCGUCUUGUACCUGGAGCAGUGGAAAACAUUGAGAAUGUACUGGAGUGGGCAGGUAUCUCCCCUGAUGAAAGCCCUCAGCGAGGGGGCUCUUAUGGACCAUACAAGCAGUCGGAGCGACUGGAUCUGUACUUAAAGGCCACUGAGACCCUGGUAAUGAAGAAUGCAGCAUAUUAUUGCUUCUGUAGUCCCCGGCGUCUGGAAAUGUUGAAGAAGGAAGCAUUGAGAAUGAGACAAACACCAAAAUAUGAUAAUCGCUGUAGGCACCUGACUUCGAAACAGAUCGAGGAACGACUGGCACAAGGAUGCCCACAUGUUAUUCGAUUUCGUCUGGAGGAGGGUGCUGAACCCUUUGAAGAUCUAGUGUACGGGGUGAACAGGCUGGAUCCUGCCAGUGUGGAGGGAGACCCCGUCAUCAUUAAGACGGACGGGUUUCCAACGUAUCACUUAGCAAACGUAGUCGAUGAUCACCACAUGAAGAUCAGCCAUGUUCUGCGGGGCACCGAGUGGCUCACUUCCACUGCCAAACAUCUACUAAUGUACAAGGCCUUUGGCUGGGACCCACCAGCUUUUGCUCAUCUUCCUCUUCUCCUGAACAAAGAUGGCAGCAAAUUGUCCAAGCGUCAGGGUGAUCUGUUCAUCCAGAACUUUUCCCAGAAUGGCUUCCUGCCAGAGGCUUUACUUGACAUUGUCACCAACUGUGGAUCUGGCUUCUCAGGUAAUCGGCCAGGUCGAAUCCUAGAGGAGCUGGUCAGCGAGUUUGAUGUGACCAAGAUCACAACACAUUCUGCACUCCUGGAUCUUGAUCAGCUACCAGAUUUCAACAGGAUUCAUUUGCUGCGGCAUGUUGAGAAUGUGAGCUCACGACAGCAAUUGGUGACAGAGUUGCAAGCCCUGGUUGAGAAAGAGUAUGGUGACAAGCUGAUGGAUGGCGAGGCCCUGUGCACUGACUAUGCGGAGCGGGUGCUGCUAUACCGCAAGGGCCAUAUCACCCGUUUGCAGGAUUUGGUAUCACCGGCCUACUCAUACCUGUGGAUCAGGCCUGUUGUGCCCCAUGAGCAAAUGCUGAAUCUGUCAACAGAAGGAGAGAAGAUCUGUAGGGUGGUGAUGCGCUUGUUCCAGACCUGGCCAUAUGACAGUGUGACCCCUGCACAGCUGAACUCUGAACUGAGAGCGCUACAGGCACAAUUCACAGGCACCAAGUACAGUGUCAUGAUGAAGUUCCUUCGACUGGUUCUCAGUGGACAGCAGCAAGGACCAAGUGUGGCUGAGAUGAUGCUGUCUUUGGGUCCUAAAGAGGUGUGUCAACGUCUGCAGCAAGCGGCCAUCCAUUGACCACAGGUAUCUUCCUGUGACCUGUACGCUUGGGAAGUCACGAGUGAUACACUGCCCCCUGACUUGUAUGAAUGUGUUUCUCUGCAGACAAAUCAUCUAGGAAGGGGAAAUACAUAUAAACAAACUCCUUAUACUCCAGGAUGCAGCCACUUGGUGUAUUAAUGACCUCUCGCCAUGUUGGGCUCUGGAUUGUGACUGUCUUUCUCUGGCCAAGGGAGCUGGGGGAUAAUUGAGUUGCACUCCAGCAGAGAGGGGAGAAACACCCCGUUCUUGCACAGUCUGCCCCAAGACACUCACCUGUUCUACUUCUCAAACCUGUGACUGCUGGACCACAAGCAGUGUCUUGUUGCUUUGAUUAUCUGACUGCUGAGGACCGCAGGCCACUCACUCCUUGUAUUUAUAUUUCUCAUUCUUGUAUUGAGUUUUGUAUUAAGGUUUGGAAAGUGCUGUUUUUGUCUUCAGUAGUGGACACAUCCUAGUUCUGAACACCAUAUCUGUUAGCAUCAUAGAAUUUACAGACCAGAAGUAGGCCAGUCGGCUUAAUUGGUCUAUACCAGCACAUGAACCUCCAACCAUCCCACUUCAUCCAGCCCUAUCAGCAUAUCCUUCUAUUCCUUUCUCCCUCUUAAAUAUAUCAAUACCAUUUGCCUGAAUUAUUCCUGUGGUAGCAAAUUCCACUUUCCAUCCACAUGCUGGAUGAAUUUUCUCCUGAAUUGCCUAUUGGAUUUAUUUUAUAUUUAUGUUCUCUAGUUUUGGCCUCCCCCACUUGAGGAACACCACCACCUGCAAGUUCUCCUCCAAGCCACACACUAUCGUGACUUUGAACUAUAUUGCUGUUCCUUCACUGUCGCUGGGCAAAAUCCUUUAACUCCCUCCCUAACAGCACUGGGUGUACCUACACCAUGGACCGCAGUGGUUCAAGAAGGCCGCUCACCACCACUACCUCAAUGGCAGUUUGGAUGGACAAUAAAAGCUGGUCUUGCUAGUGAUGUUCACAUUUCAUGAAUGAAUUUUUAAAAGGUCUAUUGCAGGAAUAUCCAGCCUAUACCAGCAGAGGCUACAUAUAAAUACAGUGCUGAUUCUCAUUAGUUCCCAUAUAAUUAUAUAUACAUAAUAGAGGUUAAGACCAUCAGGAAACACUGAAAAGGCUGUGGCUUUUUUCUCUGGAAAGUAGAGGUCAGAGGUGAUCUAAUAGAGAUCUUCAAAAUUUAUGAAGGGCUUUGAUCAGAUCAACGUUGAGAAGGUGGGGCAGAUCAGAAUGGGCUGCGAGUUGAACAAGCCUGUUCUAGGUGGUAGACAUUGCGGGUUUUGAAGGUGCUGUUGAAGGAGGCUUGGUGAGUUCUGCCGUGUAUCAAGGAGUGGAAAUUGCUGGACUGUCAGCUGUGGCUCACUUAAUAGCACUCCUGCCUCUGAGUCACAAGAUUUGGGGUGAAGUCUCACUUCAGGACUUGAGCACAAAUAUAAAGGCUGACAACUCCAGUGCUGACUAUUGGAGGUGCCAUCUUUUGGAUGAGAUGUUAAACCAAGACUCUGUAUGCCCUCUCAGAUGGACAUAAAGAUCCCAUGGUACUAUUUCAAAGAAGAUCAGGGAGCUAUUCCCAAUGUCCUGGCUAGUAUUUAUCCCUCAAUUAACAUCUCAAAAACAGAUUAUCUAAUUAUUAUCACAUUGCUGUAUGUGGGACCUUGUUGGGUGCCAUAUUUCCUACUUUAUAACAAUGACUACAUUUCAAAAGUACUUCACUGGGUGUAGAGGACUUUGGGUCGUCCGCUGGUAAUGAGAUGUGCUAUGUAAAUAGAAGUCUUUUAGAAGAAAGCACAAGUGUGUGUGAAAAUGUCAGCCCAGACAACAAUGUGAAUUCGAACAUAUGCCUUCAGUAAUACCUGUUAAUUGACCUAUCAGCUUCUUAAUUCUAAACAAUUCCUGUCAGUCAUUUCCCCACCACAUUAAAUCAUGAAAUGCAGUAAAA